Molecule: messenger RNA, 5059 nt
Organism: Zingiber officinale
Lineage: Eukaryota; Viridiplantae; Streptophyta; Magnoliopsida; Zingiberales; Zingiberaceae
Exons: 3
Coding region: 935-5059 (1374 amino acids)
Source: RefSeq, a predicted model, not a curated record
UUAUUUGGGAUAAUUUUCUUGGUUGAUAUGGGGAUUUUUUUAGCUAAUUUUACUUGCUACUUGACACAAUUUAGAUUAUUUGUCAAUUGAGAAUUGUUUGGAGCUAAAUGUCAUUUCAUUUCUUAAAUCAUGAUAUAUUCCUCACUAUUUGAAUUGGGUCUUGUAGGAUAUAGGAAUUGAUACAUGAUUCAAGUGAAGCCUAAUCAACUCAAGAGGAGGAGUUCAACCAAGUGGAGAAGGUUCACAUUUAAUUUGACUCCAACCAAAUUUAUUAAGCCAACCCAUUGCUCUUGACCUAAGUUCAACCCUCACACCAAAUCCCUAAGUUCUCCCUAAACCAGAUCAAGAUUUACCCUAAUUCCGGUUCAAUUGGACCAAGGUAUAAAGUCCAGGAAACUCGCGGAUGAACAGUGGCUGCGCCUACUGUUCAUCGUGCCAAAGAAUUCCUGCAUCCAUUUUCUUCGCAUCGCAGCCCCCAAAUCUUCAUCCGAUCAACUUCUCAAGCGUCAAUGUUGGUGUAGAAGACUAAGGCAACUGCUGGGCAGACCUCAGGUAGCUGGAAUCUCGCCAAGAGGGUUUCUAUUGUGAGUUCUCUGCGUCUGAAGCUUCCUUGCUGCUGUGAGUGCUGGAAACUGUGGAGGGAGCAAAUUCACAAUCCAUUCUUCAUCAACGAUCAUCGGAGGGGUUCUCUGGUGGUCUCCGUCGAUCAUUCGCCAACCAACAGCUUCCCAUUGUUCUGUACAAUUUCAGAUUUGCGAUUUCCAGAAUUUUCCUGUACUUACAGUUUCAGAUCUGCUCUUGGAGUCAACGUCGGUCGUCACGCGAUAAAUUGUUUGAGCUUGAUCCGGAGAUAGAGAGGACUUUUAGAGCUUUGAGAAUUCAAGAGAGAACACCAGAAAUUUUUGAAUGUAAUUUUCAUGUUUUGGAUACUUCGAUGGCAGAAAACAACAGAACUAUGAAGGAACUUGCUGCUCCUGAUACGGCUUACAAGUAUUCUUGCAUUACUUAUCCAGACUUGUCAGUGGAUUUCGAGCUCAGAUCGGGUUUAAUUCAUUUGCUUCCUAAGUUUCAAGGUUUUUCAGGGGAAGAUCCUAAUAGACAUUUGCAUGAGUUCCAUGUGGUUUGCUCUACUAUGAAACCACAAGGCAUUUUAGAGGAGGAUAUCAAGUUGAGAGCCUUCCCAUUUUCAUUGUCAGGAUCAGCAAAGGAAUGGUUGUACUAUCUUCCAGCGGGAUUCAUUACGAGUUGGAUUGACAUGAAGAGGGCAUUUUUAGAGAAAUACUUCCCAGCUUCUAGAACCACAACUAUAAGGAAGAACAUCUGUGGUAUUCAACAAGUUGUGGGAGAAACUCUUUAUGAUUACUGGGAGAGGUUCAAGAAAUUGUGUUCAAGCUGUCCUCAACAUCAAAUUAGUGACCAGUUACUUGUUCAAUAUUUUUAUGAAGGUUUGUUACCUAUGGAUAGGAGCAUGAUUGAUGCUGCAGCUGGAGGUGCUUUGGUUAACAAGACUCCAGAACAAGCAAGGGAGCUCAUUGCAAAUAUGGCAGAAAAUUCUCAACAAUUUGGGAGUAGGGCACUUACUACUAGAGGAGUUGGUGAAGUUCAAACGGUAUCAAAUGAGCAAAAGGAGAUCAAAAGUUCAUUGUUGGAGUUGACAUCUUUGGUCAAACAAAUGGCGUUGAAUAGUGCUAGCCAAGUUUCAUCUUUUCCAGUCCAAACGAUGAGAGUUUGUGGCAUUUGUUCGAGUCAAGAGCACACUUCGGAAUUAUGUCCAAAUCUCCAUCAAGAUGAAUCAAUGGCGGCUAUAUCAAGACCACAAUUUCAGCAAAGAUAUGAUCCAAAUUCUUCCACCUAUAAUCCAGGUUGGAAGGAUCAUCCAAAUUUGAAGUACGGGAAUUCCUUCUACCAACAACCACCUCAAAAUCAGAAUGUGCAGAAUUUUCAGCAAUAUCAGCAAUCCAACACUCCAAAUCAGUUUCAAUAUCAGCAAUUUCAGCCACUUGCUGUUCCAAACCAAUUCCAACAUCAAAAUCAGCAAUUUCAGCAUCCUAAUCAGUUCCAACAGCAAUCAUAUGCCUCUUUCCAUCCACAAAAUCAGCAUCCAAAUUUUCAGCAGCAAAUUCAAAAUUUCCAGCAACCUGCACAGAAUUUCCAGCCAACACAGAAUUUCCAGCAAUCUAUUCAGAAUUGGCAGCAACCAAAUUCUUCUUUUUCUUCUCAACCAAGGUCUUAUUCAAAUCAAAGUGGUAAUAACAAUUCAAAUGCAGCAAGUACACAGCAGCAGCAAAAGAUGGAGGAUAUGAUGCAGCAGAUUUUGCAACAACAGCACUUAGUUUUACAGCAGCAGCAACAUCAACAGAGGACUGAUUCUGCUUUGCAAAACAUUGAGAGACAAAUUGGCCAAUUAGCAAGCAACAUAAAUCAGAUGCAAGCCCAAGGAUCAAGUCAAUUGCCUUCACAAACAACUCCAAAUCCUAAGGGAAAUGUUAGUGCAUUGACUCUUCGAAGUGGUAAGACAACUUCAGAAUUAGUGCGGAAUGCUCCAGGUGGAUCAAAUCUAGUUUCAUCAGGUUCAAUUCCAGUUUCAACAAAUGUUGUGCAACCUCCAGAUUUUGUUCAAAAUAAGUUAGAUUCUACUGCAAACCAGCUUCGGAAUUUUCCAGCAUCUUCAGCCCAAACAGAUUCUGCAUUUCCUGGAAAUGUUGGUGUUGUUCAACCGGAUUAUACACAACCAAUAUUAUCAGAUUUUACUCAAUUUGAUGGCUCAGGAAAAGUAGCAACAGCAGCUCAGGAUUUGGACAGUAAUUCACAACAGCAAGGUGCCGAUAUUCACAUCCCUUUGCCUUUUCCUCAAAGAAAAGUCCAGCAAAGAAAGAAUGUAGAGGAAGAGAAAGCUAGAGAAUUUCAAGACCUUGUAAAUUUAUUCAGCAAAGUGGAGGUGAAUGUGCCUUUGUUGACAAUGGCUAAGCAAAUUCCGAAAUAUGCUAAAUUUCUCAAGGAUCUAUGUGUUCACAAAAAGAAAUUGAAGGGGAAUGAAUUGAUAAGCAUGGGGAAGAAUGUUUCAGCCCUUAUUCAACCAGUUCCAAAAAAAUGUGAAGAUCCUGGAGUGUUCACUGUGCCUUGUGAGAUUGGAAGUUGUGUUUUUGAAGAUGCCAUGUUGGAUUUAGGAGCAUCAAUCAAUGUGAUGCCAAAAUCAGUCUUUCAGACACUUGGAAUUGGUCCUCUACAGCAGACCGGAGUUGUUAUUCAGCUAGCUGACCGAGCUCAUCCAGCCGGAGUGAUUGAAGAUGUGUUGGUGAAGGUGAGAGAGCUUAUUUUUCCUGCUGAUUUCUACAUUCUGGAUAUGGAGGGAGAUUUACUUGCGAAUAGAUCUCCACUCAUUCUUGGUAGGCCAUUUCUAAAGACUGCAAGAACGAAGAUUGAUGUGCACGCUGGAACACUAUCCAUGGAGUUUGCAGAUACAGUGGUUCAGUUUAGUUUAUUUGAUGCUAUGAAGCACCCGUCAGAGGACCACUCUAUUCUUAGCAUUGACAUAGCAGAUGAGUUGAUUAGCAUAGAUUUGACUUUUGGCCUUGAGUCUCGGCUGGAAAUUUUUGAGGGUGAGGAGUGCCUAUAUGAUUCUAAGGUUUCUACUGAAAGUGAAGGUAAUGUGGGAGCAAUUGAUGUGGAGCUCGUUGGUAGUUCAAGUUCAUUGGAAGGUGAAUAUUUAAGUAUAGGGGAUUGCACAGAGGAAGCAAUACCCCAAGAAUCACAUAUUUUGAUUGAAGUGUCACCUGAAUCAGGAAAAGGUGAAUAUGUAAGUGUAGGGGAUUGCACAGAAGGAGCAAUACCCCAAGAAUCACUACAGUCAGUUAUUGAUGCACAGCAGCCAGAGUUGAAGCCUCUUCCUGAACACCUUAAGUAUGCAUUUUUGGGAGAAGGACAGCAGCUACCCGUUAUUAUAGCUCAAAAUUUAGAGCCAGAGCAAGAACAAAGAUUAUUGGGAAUUUUGAGACAGCAUAGGAAAGCUAUUGGGUGGACACUUGCUGAUAUUCCUGGUAUCAGUCCUUCGAUUUGUAUGCAUCGGAUUUAUUUAGAGGAGGAUGUGAAACCAGUGAGGCAACCACAGAGAAGACUUAACCCAUUGAUACUCGACGUUGUAAAGAAAGAGGUGACUCGACUUUUACAGGCUGGUAUUAUUUACCCGAUUUCUGAUAGCAAAUGGGUAAGUCCAAUUCAUGUGGUUCCCAAGAAGUCAGGCAUUACAGUGGUAGCUAAUGAGGACAAUGAGUUGGUGCCUACCAGAAUUCAGAAUUCAUGGAGAGUUUGUAUAGACUAUAGGAAACUGAAUCAAGCAAGCAGAAAGGACCACUACCCAUUGCCUUUUAUUGAUCAGAUGUUGGAGAGAUUGGCGGGGAAGUCCCAUUAUUGUUUCCUAGAUGGAUACACAGGUUAUUUUCAGAUUUGCAUCGCUCCUGAGGAUCAAGAGAAGACCACCUUCACUUGCCCCUUUGGUACAUUCGCUUACAGACGUAUGCCUUUCGGACUUUGCAACGCACCAGGGACCUUCCAGCGAUGUAUGGUAAGCAUUUUUGGUGAGUUAUUAGAGCAUUGCAUGGAGGUUUUUAUGGAUGACUUUUCGGUUUACGGUUCAUCUUUUGAUGCAUGUUUGGAAAAUUUAUCUCGAGUUUUGAAUCGUUGUAUUGAGACAGAUCUGGUUUUAAAUUUUGAAAAAUGUCAUUUCAUGGUUGAGCAUGGUAUUGUUUUGGGAUAUGUCAUUUCUAGGGAAGGUAUUAAAGUAGAUCCUGCUAAGAUUAAUGUUAUAUCUUCUUUAUCUUACCCCGCAUGCGUGCGGGAGGUUCGAGCUUUUCUUGGACAUGCAGGUUUCUAUAGGAGAUUCAUACGUGAUUUCAGUAAAAUUGCUCUUCCCUUGACUCAGCUACUACAGAAGGAUGUAACUUUUCAUUUUGAUCAGAAGUGCAAAGAGGCUUUUGAGAAGCUGAAAGAAGCCCUUGUUACAGCACCCAUUAUUAGCCCACCAGAUUGGAGCCUUCCUUUUGAGUUGAUGUGCGAUGCUUGA